This is a messenger RNA of Brienomyrus brachyistius, 707 nucleotides long. It is a transcript of the gene gtf2a2, whose product is annotated as general transcription factor IIA, 2. Gene Ontology annotation, cellular component: transcription factor TFIIA complex. The record is from RefSeq and is a predicted model, not a curated record. Lineage: Eukaryota; Metazoa; Chordata; Actinopteri; Osteoglossiformes; Mormyridae. Gene Ontology annotation, molecular function: TBP-class protein binding; RNA polymerase II general transcription initiation factor activity. Gene Ontology annotation, biological process: RNA polymerase II preinitiation complex assembly; transcription initiation at RNA polymerase II promoter. Bases 33 to 437 code for a protein of 134 amino acids. The transcript is spliced from 4 exons.
GGCGUACCGUAGGCAGUCCUUGGUUCCUGCCGAUGAGGCCCGGAAGGCCUGCGAAGCUCCCAGUUUUUUCUAAAGACGCGCUCCGUUUUGCAUCGUUCGCGGCUAUCAUGGCUUAUCAGCUGUACAGAAACACCACGCUGGGAAACAGUCUACAGGAGAGUCUCGAUGAGCUUAUUCAGAGUCAGCAGAUCACCCCGCAACUGGCGCUUCAGGUCCUCCUACAGUUUGACAAAGCCAUUAACACGGCCCUGGCCAAUCGCGUGCGCAACAGGGUCAACUUCCGGGGUUCUUUGAACACCUACCGGUUCUGUGACAAUGUGUGGACAUUUGUACUGAAUGACGUGGAGUUCAGAGAAGUGACUGACCUGGUGAAGGUGGACAAAGUUAAGAUUGUUGCCUGUGAUGGGAAAAACACCGGCUCCAAUGCUGCUGAAUGAAUGGUGGGGCAGAUGUGUGUCUAUCCAAUGAAGAAAAAAGCCAACAGAUUGGACUGUAUAUAUUUAUAAUUUAUUACUGUGAUUUCUGUAUAUAUGCCACCGACGAAGGGAUGAGGGAGACCCCAGACCUGGCAGGACAUUUUAAAUGAGUUUCAUAGCCAGCUACUUUCAGUUAGUUAUUGUUUGAUUUCUUUAAUGCAUUUUUAUUUAUACAUCUGUGGUGUUUUUUUAUGAUAAAACUAAAUGAAUAAAUAAAUUUACCUAUGUGAA